Molecule: messenger RNA, 540 nt
Organism: Sinocyclocheilus rhinocerous
Lineage: Eukaryota; Metazoa; Chordata; Actinopteri; Cypriniformes; Cyprinidae
Product: voltage-gated potassium channel subunit beta-1-like
Exons: 2
Coding region: 123-413 (96 amino acids)
Biological process (GO): regulation of potassium ion transmembrane transport
Cellular component (GO): voltage-gated potassium channel complex; juxtaparanode region of axon
Molecular function (GO): transmembrane transporter binding; potassium channel regulator activity
Source: RefSeq, a predicted model, not a curated record
UGCUUUGACGGUAUCCACAGGACGGGAUCAGGGAGGAAGGUCGGGACUGUGACCCCCGCAUGAUCCCUCAGUGUGUCCUUUCUGUGCUGUAGACUGCAUCUUCUUCAUCCUCCUCAUCCAGCAUGCAGGUCUCAAUCGCUUGCACAGACCACAAUCUGAAGGGUCGAAAUGGGGACCAUGGAAAAACGAACGCCACCAGCCCCAACGUGGUGAAUGCGGCACGGGCAAAGUUCCGCACGGUCGCCAUCAUCGCCCGGAGCUUUGGCUCUUUUACCCCACGCCACCACAUCUCCCUCAAAGAGUCCACCGGCAAGCUCACCGGCAUGAAGUACCGUCACUCCCCAGGGAUUUCUAACCUCAGACCAGCCCUGUCAUUUCUAGAGAUGGAUAUUUUGGUAAUUUUGUCUGAUUGAGUACUCAAUAGAUAAAUUAACCAAGUACUUUGGGGGUGGUGGGUCCAUCUACGCCAUUAUUUAAUCUGCUGGGCUCCAACACGGUUAACUUAACUUUUAACACGUUACGUGAAUCAUGACUAUUCAC